GAGAACCAGUCUGUUUUCCAAACAACAACAACAACAAAUAGCAUAAAUUAGGAAUCCGCCUCCUAAACGUUCUAUUUCACACCCUUUACUCUUAAAAGAUGUCUUCACAAAUCCAGAAUUUACAAAAACAGCUUUUGCAGCUUCGACAGGAGGCAAAUGUGCAAAGGAUUCCAGUCUCACAAGCUAUUGAAGAGAUUUUGAAGUACACUACUCAACACGCACAUGAUGAUGCUUUGGUUGUUGGAGUCCCACAGUCAGAAAACCCAUUUAAAGAUCCUAAGGGAUGCCUUAUACUCUGAUUAUAUGUUGUAAAUGUAAAUUAUGUCUUAGCAGUAGAAAAUUUAUUGUGGAUCCAGGACCAGUGGAUAUAUGUCAGCCUGUGUGUAUUGAAUCUCAGAAUGUUAUCUACGCAAUAUGAUGGAUAAGAGAUAAUUUCAAGAAAAAUUUCUGCAAGCUUGUUAUUGUGAAAUUUAGUGCCAGUGUACAUUUGUAAUUGACGCCAUUUUGUUUGGUAAUGAAUGACUAUAAAAAUAUGUUAGUAGUACUUUCUCUUGAUAUUACUGUACCUUUGGCAUCAUGUCAUACUAAGAAUUUCAGAUUUUUUUUCAUAUUCACAAAAAGAGAGAAAUAUUUUUAAUCCUAUAUUUUAAUUACAAAUUCACAGUGAACAUUCUUUGCUUACCAAAUUAUGAAAAUUAUGAAAGAUCUGGACUAGUUUUCGCUAGAGGGGGUACAGGUUGAGGAGAGGGGGGUGGGGGUAAGGGUCCAGGGCCCUUGGGGGAAAUGUUUAUGGAAUUUUAAACGAAAAAAAAGUUACUUUCUGUUACAAUUUUGUAGUAGUCAAAAGAUAACGGGGAUAAAAAGUUGUUUGACAGCAAGUAAUUAUCUUUUAAUCUGUUGCAACACGCGGAGUCAAAUGUUUAACAAUACUGCAGGGUGAAUGAUUUACCUCUCUUUACUUUCAUAUCAGAUUGUCGGAUGUUCAGCAUUUUGUUUUCUACAGUUGAAGGAAUUUUCAGUAUGUUAUUUAUGUUUUUGCAUUUAUAUCCUAAAUUUUUUCAUGUGCAAUACAGAAGAUAUAUAUAUAUAGUUUGAAUCAAAAUCGAAUUUUGAAAAAUAUGAAAAAAAGGUUUGCUUGUGUUCAUACAAUACUGCUACUUUAUUGUCUAAGUGCAAUGUUUAAACAAAAAUAUUAUAAGCAAACAAAGACUUGUUAAAACAGAUUUUUGUUUUAACUGACAGGCUCACUGUUUGUGAAAUCUUUAGUACUGUCUAGCUUACCUGAAAGAUGCACAGAGAUUAAAAGGGUUUUCGUAUUUGAACAAAGUCAUUUCACUUUUGAGAAUAUUUAAAGCAAAUGAGGCUUCUAAGUUUUUAAAAAGAAAUAAGAUUUAUGGUAUUUAAAACAGAAUUUGUUUCUUUGAUAACACAGAUUCAUAAAAUACAUAAUCAUUUAUCAUACAUAUUACAUGCACAUUGCUAGCUACUAGUAUAUUUUGUUUAUGUCUGUUUUAUAAAAUUAGCUGCUGUGAAAGCUGUAUCUUUUAUGCUGCUUUUAAGACAAUCUCUACUUUUACACAAACAAUACUUUUUGACCAAAGAAUUGCAUAUACAGUCAUAUCACAUAAAAUUGAUAUGAGCCGCACCAUGGGAAAACCAACAUAGUGGCUUUGCGACCAGCAUGGAUCCAGACCAGCCUGCGCAUCCGCGCAGUCUGGUCAGGCUCCAUGCUGUUCGCUUUUAAAGCCUAUUGGAAUUGGAGAAACUGUUAGCGAACAGCAUGGAUCCUGACCAGACUGCGCGGAUGCGCAGGCUGGUCUGGAUCCAUGCUGGUCGCACACCCACUAUGUUGGUUUUCCCAUGGCACGGCUCAUAUAUCUUAUCUAUGUAUCUAUCUCUGGAUAUUGCCAACGCCUUGCUUUCAUUUUUGUCCGAGAUUGUUUUUAUUUGUGCAAUAUAACUGCAAUAAUAUCACAUAACAUGAAAUCUGUAUAGGGGUACAUUUGAAGUUGAUAGAUUUUACCAAGUAAUCCAGCCGAAACUAUUUUGCAUCAGUUUUUCCCUUUAGUGGUACAUAUAUUUUGUUCAGUUUCAAAUGAUUUGUUAAAGGAAAUAUUGGGAAAUAUUUUUAAGGAAUUUUUUAUUUAUCAUUGUCAAUACUUUACUUUUUGUAGUUUAUUUUGUAUAUUGAUUUGUACUGACACACUUCGGAAUUGUGAAGUUUUUGAAUCAAGUUUUCAGCACAAAAACGCUCGCCUUACGUAUGCCAUUAUUUUGACAAAGGCUGCAAAGCCGUUAGGUUAUGAUGUUUAUAUGCUGAAAUACUCACUGUUGAUGUGCCAUUUCCCAAGUUGAUAGACUACUAAAGUAGUUGAAUGAUAUUUAAAUAGACACUAGCUAGCUGUGUCCCAUAAAUUUUAUUUUUGGAAAAGGUUUCACAGCAGAUAUAAAUCUACCACUCUCGCUGUUGCCUUUGAAGUUAUCUCACUUUUCGUAUCAGUAUUGCACUAUAUUAACCUGUUUGAAGCUUUACAUGUACGACAGUGAUUGAAAUUUUUGCUUUAAAAGUAUGGAUUUCUUGUAGCAGUUUAGUGUCUAGUAAGCAUACUUUAAGCAAAGGAUUCCUUGUCAGUUUGUUUUUUUCACAUACUUUAUGCCAGGAAUUUAAUACCCUUUAUAUGCUUUGUAGAUGUACUGCUGUUUGACGCAAUCAUCAUAUUUCAAUGUAUUUAAAUUUUCUUAUAUUUUCAUCAGCCCUGUAUAGUCUUUGAGAUACGAGUAGUUAAUAUCAUUGUGCCAUCAAAGCUUAACUGUAAUAGUGCUUAACGGCAGUAAAUUCAUCACAAUGUUUUAGUAGACGUACUCACUCUGCAUUAAAUUGAACAUUAUAUAAUAACCUAAUCUUUUCCUUUUCAAACCCUUGUAGCCGAGUGGUUAAAGUUGCUGACUUUAAAACACUUGCCUCUCACCAAUGUGGGUUCGAGCCUCACUCGGGGCUUUGAAUUCUUCAUGUGAGGAAGCCAUUCAUCUGCCUUACGGGAAGUAGGUGGUUCUACCCAGGUGCCUGCUUUUGAUGAAAUAAUGCACGGAGGGGAACCUGGGGUGUUCCUCAACUGUCAAAGCUGUAAAGUCGCCGUAUGACCUAUAAUUGUGUCAGUGCGACGUUAAACCAAACGAAACAACAAAUUUUCAAAUCUUAUGAAUUUUUGUUUUCUUUUACAUUAUUUAGAUCAGUUUUUUUUUCAAUUUUAGGUAAUGAACCUGUAACAACAAUCUGCAAUUUCUGUUCAGUUAAGUACUAAUGUACUUUCUGUAUGCGAUUUCUGACUAAAGAAAUGGGCUCGUAUGAGCCGUCGUGAAAAAAAGUCAAAAUAGUUUACAGGAAUAGAUGACAGCGUGAAAAUUGCUGAUUGUCGUUUUGGAGUCUACAACUUAUUUUACUAUAGAUGCAAGUAUAUUACUAUAUGAAUGUUACUGUAUGUAUGGGAUGGAAUGCUGGUAUAAUUAUUUAUAGUUUCGUCAUAUCUUAGCGAUGUGCCUGUACAGUUUAUAUAGUGAUUCCAUUUUCAGAUUAAUUUUUAUGUAUUAUUAGUAACAAAUUGUGUAGUAUUCAGUUUUAAUAAAACUUGCCUUUCAA
Messenger RNA from Mercenaria mercenaria, 3637 nucleotides. RefSeq names its product guanine nucleotide-binding protein G(I)/G(S)/G(O) subunit gamma-7-like. The record is from RefSeq and is a predicted model, not a curated record. Gene Ontology annotation, biological process: G protein-coupled receptor signaling pathway. Gene Ontology annotation, molecular function: G-protein beta-subunit binding. Bases 99 to 299 code for a protein of 66 amino acids. The transcript has 3 exons. Gene Ontology annotation, cellular component: heterotrimeric G-protein complex. Lineage: Eukaryota; Metazoa; Mollusca; Bivalvia; Venerida; Veneridae.